UCUCUCUGCCUGAUGCAAAUGCAACGUAACGUAACGACCGAACGGCACGCCGAAGUGAAGCUUCUGAAUCAGAGACCUGAAGGCGGAGCAGAGUUCCGAUCCGAAAACGGCGGCGUUUGCUGAUUCCUCUCUCUGGGGUAAAAGCAGUUCGACAGCUGAGCACGUCGACGGUUCAUGGAAGCUCCACUGGUCGACUUCAAUCGCAAAACAACCGCCGAUUCGGAGUGAGAGCGCGCAAUGGCUUCUUGGCUGAAAGCAGCGGAAGAUUUGUUUGAAGUUGUUGAUCGGAGAGCAAAGCUGGUUGUCAGUGAAUUGGCAGAUGAGCAGAAUGAUUCAACAGCUACUAAUGUGCAAGGAUCAAAAGCCAAGAGGACAAAAUCAAGGGCAAAGGCAAAUAGGCGACCAUCAACUGAAGGCCCACUAAAUAAAGUGGAUACUGCACAGGAGCGUAACACUGCCCUCACUUCUCAAUCAGAUGUGAAACCCGAUAAAGAUACAAUUUCUACUGUGCUUGAGAGCAAUGGUAGCCUUUCUACAGACCCAGAGAGCCAAACCAAUGACCAAUCUCACGCUGCUGAUAAAGAUGCAGCCAUUUUAGGCAGUUCUUCAACAGAAAAAGCAGUGGAUAGAGUGAAUAAGCGUGAUAUAGAUCAUGCUGAAGUCCCAAUAGCUCAAAAAGUUACUGAGCCAGAAGAUCCCACUCCAGCACCAAAUGUCGGGCUUGUGACUGAAAAUGCUGCAGAUAUGGGUGCCGAGCACCCCAUUCCUUCUUCACCAACCAAGGCAAUCGAGGAAGAAGAUAGAUAUAAUUCAAUUGAAGAAGCAGAUCUCCCUGUUAAGAUUGAGCAAUCUCAAUCAGAAAGCGGAGAUGUAGGCGGUGACAGUGAAGGUCAAGUUAAAGAUGUUGAACAAAAUGUUGAAUCCUCUGCUGAUAAAAAGCAAGUUGAAUCCUUUACCGAGAAAAAGCAAAUUGAAUCCUCUGCUGAUAAAAAGCAGCGAAAUGAGCGAAAGGGUGACGUUUCUUCCAUGAAAUUAGAGGAUCAGCUUGAUGAGGCUCAAAUGUUGCUGAAAAAUUCUACUACCACUGGUCAGUCAAAAGAGGCUAGGUUGACUCGGGUAUGUAAUGGACUUGCCACUCGUCUUCAAGAAUACAAAUCGGAGAAUGCACAACUUGAGGAACUUCUGGUUGCAGAGAGAGAGCUUACUAAAUCAUAUGAGGCUCGGACAAAUCAGCUGCAAAAUGAUCUAUCUGUGUCAAAAAAAGAGGCAACAAGAAUUGAGUCAAGCAUGGCAGAGGCUUUGGCUGCAAAAAACUCUGAAAUUGAAGCACUUUCCAAUUCAAUGGAAGCCCUGAAGAAACAGCUAGCACUAUCUGAAGGAAAUCUGGCUUCAAUGCAGGCUAAUAUGGAUUCUCUUAUGAGAAAUAGAGAACUAACCGAGACUAGAAUGAUGCAGGCUCUUCGUGAGGAGCUUGCAUCAGCGGAAAGAAGAGCAGAAGAAGAGCGAACAGCACAUAAUGCUACCAAAAAGGCUGCCAUGGAAAGGGAAGUGGAGCUGGAACACCGGGCUGUUGAAGCAUCCACUGCCCUUGCAAGGACCCAGAGGUUGGCAGACGAGAGGACAGCAAAGGCAGCAGAGCUUGAGCAGAAGCUGGCAUUUUAUGAGGUUGAAAAUUCAUCCUUAGCUCAAGAACUGCAAGAUGUGAAAGCUCUUGCUCGCCGUGGACAAAAGAAGUCUGCUGAAGAGACCAAUCAAGCGAUUCAGAUGCAGGCAUGGCAGGAAGAAGCUGAGCGUGCUCGUCAAGGUCAUAGAGAUGCAGAGAGCAAGCUAUCUACUUUGGAGGUUGAAAUGCAAAAGAUGAGAGUUGAAAUGGCAGCGAUGAAGAGGGAUGCUGAACAUUAUUCUCGGCAGGAGCAUAUGGAGCUUGAGAAACGGUACCGUGAGCUUACUGAUUUGCUGUAUUACAAGCAAACACAAUUAGAAGCCAUGGCGAGUGAAAAAGCUGCAGCUGAGUUUCAGUUAGAAAAGGAAUUGAAACGCCUUCGAGAAGUACAGAUAGAGGUUGAAAGAAGCAGAGUCUCUCGCCGGGCAUCAACCUCAUGGGAAGAAGAUUCUGAGCUGAAAGCACUUGAGCCUCUUCCAUUGCACCACGGGCACAUGGCUGCUGCAAGUGUACAAUUGCAGAAGGCUGCCAAGCUGCUAGAUUCAGGGGCUGUCAGGGCCACAAGGUUCCUCUGGAGAUAUCCGACUGCUCGGGUUCUUCUGCUCUUCUAUCUGGUAUUUGUGCACCUCUUCUUGAUGUACUUGCUGCACCGCCUUCAGGAACAAGCGGACAAUUUCUCUGCCAGAGAAGUUGCGGAGUCCAUGGGCCUGGCCACCCCCAACUUGCCGUGAUUCCUCAAGAGUAAGAGAACUACUUUCCAUUUACAUGUAGGGAGAGGCUUGGAGAGGAACUCAGUCAUCCCGAAAAUUUAUGUGACAGGAGUUAGGAUUAUUGGAUUAUAGGUGAAACUCCACGAACAUGAAAGCAAAUGUUGAAAUUCACUUAUAUACGAUGUCUCUUCCGGUACAUGUAUGUGGGCAUUCUUUUGUCUAAUAGCUAUAUGUCGGUCUGUGAGCUUGUAAAUUUGAGACUUGGGUGGGCAUUCUUUUGAAAUUAGUUCGAGACGGGGUUUGUACCCGAUCCAACGGACUAUCUCUUUUGGA
Messenger RNA from Punica granatum (pomegranate), 2706 nucleotides. The record is from RefSeq and is a predicted model, not a curated record. NCBI's taxonomy places the organism in Eukaryota, Viridiplantae, Streptophyta, Magnoliopsida, Myrtales, Lythraceae.